Aedes aegypti (yellow fever mosquito) is the source of this 2567-nucleotide messenger RNA. RefSeq lists its product as uncharacterized. Lineage: Eukaryota; Metazoa; Arthropoda; Insecta; Diptera; Culicidae. The record is from RefSeq and is a predicted model, not a curated record. The transcript has 4 exons. Bases 590 to 1627 code for a protein of 345 amino acids.
AGUCCAACGCCGUCUUCCAUCCAGGAAAGGUGCAAUAAAUUUGUGCUCGCGCUUCCGAACUGAGUGCAAUUGCAAUUCGUCGCGAACAUCGCCAUCAAGCAACGACGCACAUCACCACCAUCAUCAUCAUCAUCAUGAAGAAGAGCUCCAAUUCGAUAAACGGCCACAUUAGUUUCACGAACAUUUCUCAUUAGCCGUCGUCGCGUUAGGGAAGAAGGUUUUAUUGCAGCCCUAAAGAGGAACAAUGUUGACUUGGAUGCGCUUCGGUAGAUCUCUGUGCGCUCGCUAAACUGACUGAUUGGCUCAGACGUUGCGUUUUUUUUAUCGCUCGUGGCCCAUUAUCAGAGGUGGAAGAAUACAACAAGCCGGCUCUUGUUGAGUUCCGAGUCUUCGGUGCAGUUGCAGAACAGAUCAGAACGGAAUCAGACUUCGGCGCUUGCUACCUUGCCUUGGAAACAGAAAAGACUUUCUUCGGUAUUUGCGCCUUCGAAUGCGGAGAUAACGUCGAAGAGGAGUGCUUCGCAAAAAGUUUUGAAGACCUGUGAACUAUCCCUAUCUGUUGUGUGCGGUGUGAGUUCAAUUCGGGAUCAUGUCGUCACUCAUGGACAAAAACAAGCUCCCGGGACUGGACGGGCGCUCCAAAAUGUUCCUCCGGAGUAAUUCGUUCCAGAAGCUGUGCUCACUGGCCCAUCCAAUGCGGCUCAAAGGUUUCAAAUCCAACAAGGAAGCCCUCAAGUCGGUUUUCGAAUCGCUCAUCGUCACGACACGUGGCGUCCUCCAGUCGGUCACGUACAGAAUCCUGGGCUUCCUAUUUCUGACGCCGUUCAGCAAGCUGGUUAGCGGAACGCUGGAGUCGGUUACCAAGGAUGGCCGAUUUAAAACCGUUCGGUUGUUCCUCAGGUUGACCCUGUCGAUGAUCAUCUCCACCGAUAAGUCCGAAUGUGACAAUGGACGCUUUGACUGUCCUACGGAGGAUGAACCGACUAGUCGCUUAGUUGACUGCGUGGAUACCGCUGUCCAGACUGAAGAUCGCCUCGAUUCUUCGGAAACUGAAGAGCUCGCAGCGGAACAAUUCUUCGACUGUAAGGAAGAAUCCCAGGACACUGCAUCAGCGAAAUUAUCCACCGAGGAGUUGCGGCACAGAUUACUGGAUAAUUCGUCGCAAGACAAAGUGUCGCAGAAUAAUCAACUCCCCCUCAGACUCACCGUUUACACCUGCAUAGUAGGCUGUUUCGUCCAGCUAUCAGCGCUCGCCUACUUGUUGAACGUGGCCGCGAGCAUUCCGCCAGGGUUGGUGUUUCUGAUUGCGGCGCUUGGCUACAUCGGAUACGUGAUGAUGAGGAUCACGUUCAACCAAUGCUCCCCGGCGGAACCGAUGCACACAAAAGCCCCUGUAGAACCUCCCCGCAAAAAGUCAACCGCAACCAAAGGAAUUCAUCCCAUUUUGGCCGCGGUAAGCAAACAAGUGUCUACGGUGCUGCAGAGCAAGCAGAUGAUGAUGGUCCCCGUCAGUAAUGGCAGCCGGAUGAGCCGUUGCGACAUUCCACCCAGAAGCAGAAGCAGGCCUUCUGCUCCGAGGCUGCUUUGCACGGAUGAUAAAACCAUCAGCAAAAUAAAACUCCUCUAGGAGAAGGUGGGGAGUGCCCGAAAAAAUGCUAACAAGGCUUCCAUCGGCUUCGAGAUGGGAGACACUUUCAAUGCCAAAAACUCGGAAACCAUCACGCGAAAGGAAGUGGAGGCAACUCUCCGUAUCCAAUCAGCUAUCAUCACACUAGGAACAUACUGUGGCACACGGACCGAACAUGAAACCAAUAUUGAAUCGUAUGGAAGUGGGGCCCUUUUUCCCAUCGUACUGCAACCGUAAUGUGACAUUAGAGACCCCUUGUAUCCCUCCCGAUCGGCCUGGAAGUGUAAUUCAGUGGAAAAAUUGUCAUGUAGAAAAUAAUAUCAUAAAUCGAACCCCUCACACUUUCCUCCACACCGGCCUCAAUUCGCGUCCAACCGAACUGAUUGGAUGCACGUUUGUUGAAUAAAAAAUGGCUCCCAGGAAAAAAAAAAACAAUUCUCACACCCCUCACAGACAUGGAGUGCAUAGUGACGAGGGUCAUUCGGGGCCUCCCUCAAAAGUCAUGCAAUCAUGCAUAUACACGGCAUGCAAACAGGCCGGAGACAAUGUAAAUCGAUAGACUUUUAUAUGCGCCGAUCGCAAUUGGAUUUGUUUGUUUUGGAUUGUCCUUUUCAUUGUCACUCAAACCAUCCCUGUUUGGGCACGGUUGGAGAUCAUGUCGGGGAUCACUAACAGAAGGGGGCGAUGAUAGGUGUUUGGAUGAUAUCUGUCACAGGUUUGUUUUGGAUGUCUUCAUUCCGAAUUUGGAUUGAAAUGUGCACGUGAUGUAAUAUAUAAUACGUAGAUAAAUGCCCUUGUGAUGCACAUUGAUAGUAAGAAGACUCAGUGGAACGAUGGUUUUACAUAUUUUGUCGAAUAUAUUAUGAUUUAAUUAUUAUACGCUAUGCUUCAAAAAUACAGUAAAAUAUACACUAUUUAUGUAAGUAUUCGUUGAACUAGA